AUGCACGGUACAGCCCGUUUGCCGCGCCACUCCGUGCAGACAGCUCCCCCAGUCGUGGUUCGGACCGGGAACCGCACCCCAGGGAUCGACGCGGUCGAAGACACAUGCGUAGUCCUCGAUCACGGCGGGCAGGAAACGGCCGUACCAAGAACCUUUUCGACUUCACCCAUGGCGCCAGCUUGUAAUGCCGUCGGUUGGACACCAUCACUGACUCGAUUAACCGGCGGCAGAGGCUCCUCGUCAUCCAGGGGCGCCAGCAGUGAAGAGAAAAGCAUCUACUUUGCCUUACACACGCUCGCCAUCGGGUGGCAUGAGACCAGCCCCUGA
Molecule: messenger RNA, 327 nt
Organism: Pyricularia pennisetigena
Lineage: Eukaryota; Fungi; Ascomycota; Sordariomycetes; Magnaporthales; Pyriculariaceae
Exons: 1
Coding region: 1-327 (108 amino acids)
Source: RefSeq, a predicted model, not a curated record